This is a messenger RNA of Fusarium verticillioides 7600, 900 nucleotides long. RefSeq lists its product as hypothetical. The transcript has a single exon. The coding region runs from base 1 to 900 and encodes 299 amino acids. The record is from RefSeq and is a predicted model, not a curated record. NCBI's taxonomy places the organism in Eukaryota, Fungi, Ascomycota, Sordariomycetes, Hypocreales, Nectriaceae.
AUGUCACUCAAAUUUUCUAUUUACACUUGUCCCCCAAUUCCAACCAAGGCCCCCUCUCCAGACGCCUCAUCCAAGGACUCGGGCCUUUGGCAACCUCAGUCAGUCACUCUGCUCUACACUCCUACGACUGCGCUCGUAGUGGAUUGCCCCGCCACCGUUAAUCCUACACGUGAACUGGCAGAAUGGAUCAAAUCUCAGCUGCCACUGGGCAGCACUCUCAAGUACUUUGUCUGUACUCAUGCUCAUGGUGAUCAUUUCUUCGGCCUCCCGGUGUUGGAAGAGCAUUUUCCUGGAUUACAAGCUUAUGCUACCAAGGCCGUCGCUGAAGGAAUUGAUCUACAGCAAUCACCGGAAAUUAUGGAUUCGUUCUGGAACAACAUCUUUCUUUCCUCUAAAGAUGGUUCUGGUUUGCUGGAUGCAAAGUCCGUUUUCCAGGCUCUUCCGACAUCUAAUGAAUUCAAUCUCGAUGGUCACCUGCUCAAGCUAUACGAUGUCCCUCAUGGCGACACACACGCUAAUUCGUUCAUCCACGUCCCUGAGCUGGAUCAUGUUGUGGCAGGCGAUAUUGUCUACAACGGCGACUGUCACCAGUGGUUAGGCGAGGCGUCCAGUGCCGAGAAACGAACCCAAUGGCUUGCAGCUCUUGAGGAGAUACGAGCCUUGAGACCUAAGAUUGUCGUGCCUGGACACACGUUCACUCCGACGUCGACACCAGAUGAGGACUUGGCGACAGCGAUGCUCACAGGCACGGCAGACUACAUCAAAGGAUUCGCCGAGGAGCUUGCAGCUGCCACAAGUGAGCAAGGUCUAUUUGAAAGAAUGCGGUCCCGAUAUGACCGGUGGAACCUGUACCUGCUCACUGGCAGUUCCAAAGCCGGAUGGGACAAUAGGACUCUCUGA